Messenger RNA from Lactuca sativa (garden lettuce), 306 nucleotides. The record is from RefSeq and is a predicted model, not a curated record. Lineage: Eukaryota; Viridiplantae; Streptophyta; Magnoliopsida; Asterales; Asteraceae.
AUGGUUCAUCGACAUAAUAAUUUGAAAUAUAAGCCUGGUGGUCCUGAAGAUGGAAAGACGGAGAUGACAAUGGAAGAGUUCACAAAAUUUUUGUUUACCUUCGACGCAAAUAAGGAUGGACUUAUUAGCCGAGAGGAGCUUCGUGAAGCUCUCAAGAAUAGUGGAAACUGGUUUGCAAAAUGGAAGGCAAACCGUCGCAUGAAGUAUGCAGAUACCAACGGCGAUGGUGUAAUUGAUAAGGACGAGAUCCCAAAGCUUGCAGAGUUUGCUGAGAGAGAGCUUAAUAUCAGGAUUGUAUCCUACUAG